Gymnogyps californianus (California condor) is the source of this 1832-nucleotide messenger RNA. RefSeq names its product solute carrier family 25 member 26 (gene SLC25A26). NCBI's taxonomy places the organism in Eukaryota, Metazoa, Chordata, Aves, Accipitriformes, Cathartidae. The transcript is spliced from 10 exons. Gene Ontology annotation, cellular component: mitochondrial inner membrane. The record is from RefSeq and is a predicted model, not a curated record. Gene Ontology annotation, biological process: transmembrane transport. The coding region runs from base 74 to 877 and encodes 267 amino acids. Gene Ontology annotation, molecular function: S-adenosyl-L-methionine transmembrane transporter activity.
UCUAGUCCCGUCCCGUGGUGGGGAGAGCCGGUCUGUGCCGUGCUGUGUAGCCGUCCCGUAUCGUCACCCCUGCAUGGAGCCGCGGGAGUCCUGGGCGGCCUUGGCGGCUGGUGGAGUUGCUGGUGUCUGUGUUGACUUGAUCCUUUUUCCACUGGAUACUGUAAAAACAAGACUGCAGAGUCCUCAAGGAUUUAGGAAGGCUGGUGGUUUUCGUGGCAUCUAUGCCGGUGUUCCUUCUACUGCUGUAGGAUCCUUUCCAAAUGCUGCUGCAUUUUUUAUCACCUAUGAGAAUGUGAAAUCUGUGCUGCACCCUGGCUCUACAUCUUACUUGGCCCCAGCAACACACAUGGUGGCUGCCUCCCUUGGGGAAGUGGUUGCAUGCCUCAUACGGGUUCCAUCUGAGGUUGUCAAGCAAAGGGCCCAGGUUUCUCCUUCCUCAAGUACCCUCCGGAUUCUCUCCCACACCUUGUACCAGGAGGGUAUUCAAGGACUUUAUCGGGGUUAUAAAAGCACAGUAUUAAGAGAGAUUCCUUUCUCUCUGGUACAAUUUCCCCUCUGGGAGUCCUUAAAGGAUCUCUGGUCAUGGAAGCAGGGUCACGUGGUGGAUUCUUGGCAGUCAGCAGUCUGUGGAGCUUUUGCAGGUGGAUUUGCAGCUGCAGUCACCACACCUCUCGAUGUAGCGAAGACAAGAAUUAUGUUGGCAAAGGCUGGUUCCAGCAACGCUAGUGGGAAUGUUCUAGCCGCCCUUGGUGGCAUCUGGAGGACACAAGGCCUGUCGGGCUUGUUCGCAGGUGUUGUCCCACGGAUGGCAGCCAUCAGCCUGGGAGGCUUCAUCUUCCUGGGGACAUACGAGAAGACUCGCCAGCUGCUGCUGUGACCCAGCCUGGCCGGUCCUGCCGGUGGCUGCCGAGGAGCUGGAGAAGCCGCCGAGUUGGAGGAGGAGUCCGCCCGCGAGCGCAGCCUUCCUCCCGCCGCCCCGCAGCAGCUGUUCAGCAGGCUGAGAGCCGCUUUCACUGUUAAAGAAAAGUAAAUCCUCCAAUAAUCCAAUUUCCCAAACAUGAAAUUUUCCUGCAUGGAAAGUGAGGUCAUUGUGAGAGUCGUGCCAAAAAAGUAAUGUUUGGGGGGUAAACAGCUAAUUACGGUGGCUGAGAAAGGCGUUAUUAGAACUCCUGCAGGGGAAAUGGUUUGCAAACCUCUAGAUCGUGGGCUGAGCGGGGAGCCUGAAAUAAAGCGAGUUUUCAUAAUCCAGCGGCACCUGCCUCAUAACGUGGGGAGGGUUUUACUGGUUGGGGAAGGGGCUGAUAGAGUUACAGCCUGCUGCCCUCCAACACCACUGAAAGUAUUCCAGGUUGGGAGAGCUCUUUGUAAAAGACAAUAAUCCAUUUGUUUCUGAUUUGAGCUGUAUUUGUGGAAGUUUAUAUUCCUGUUUAUACCUACAGGUGCUCAGCAAGCAUUCCUGUGUGGUAGCCAGUGCAGCUUUAUUAAUUAGACUCACAUUUCUCCAGUAAAAGCAUGGGCUUGUAUUAUUUUACAGCUGUGAUUGAUUGUGCAAAGACAUGCACCUCUGCCUUCUUUUGGUCUUCCUCCCUCAGCAGCGGAAGGCGCAGGAGGUUGGAAAUGCUGAAGCCCAGGAGGGAGACCGGGAAGGCAAGGCAGGGAGAGCACGCAAGUUCUCCUGCCGAUGUACGGAUGGAUCCUCAGGGCUCCCGGGGGGCUGCUGGCAGGCAGAGCAAACCUCUGCUGUUGCUCUUGUGUUAGGGAACAGAAGCUGUAGCGGCCAAAAUGGUGCAGGGACGAGCUCGGUGAAAAGACCUUAUUGAAAUUACUCACAA